UACAGUUUCAAUACAAUGGCUAGCAGGUUAACUUGGAGUUUUCUAUUCGCAUUUGCUGCCCUGCAGUCAUCGCUCGCAGCUCCUCCGGUGAACAGAUGGCAGUUGCAAUAUGAAGUGACCACUGAGCUUUUUCAAGUGGUAACAAGUACUUUGGAAGAGUUAAGAAAUGUCCUUCAAGUGAUAAUAGAUGAAGCUGAACUUAUUUUGCCGCCGGAAUCAGAAAGUCUCAUUCUCAGGGAGCUCAAGGAAUUUGUUACGGUCUUGGAUUCCAUAGAUUUUGAUGAUUCACUGGAGCUAGACAUCCUGGAAAAUGCUCUCGAGGAAAUCGAAAGCAUUGUGGAAAUUGCAGACAGCAAAGAAUUCGAAUCGGAAGCCGAUGAAGUUGUCAUUCAGUUAUUUAUACAACACGGAGUCGAGGACUUGGAAAGAAAGCUGGAAAAUUUGGAUUCUACCUUGAAAAUAAUCGAGAAAAAGGUGGAAAAUUAUAUGAGCACAUGGUCUGAUAGUCGAUUGGCCAGAAAUUCUGAUUUAGUUAAGCAGUUUAACGACUUUAAGAACGAGAAGGAUGUCUAUGAGAAGUUAGAUAAGUUGGCAAAUUCUGAUUUUAUUUAAAUAUAAAUAGUUUUAUCCUAAAUAUAUACAUGAAAAUGUGGA
Molecule: messenger RNA, 654 nt
Organism: Drosophila eugracilis
Lineage: Eukaryota; Metazoa; Arthropoda; Insecta; Diptera; Drosophilidae
Source: RefSeq, a predicted model, not a curated record